AUGGAUGGGAUUCGAGAUGAAUUGCGGGUGUUGGCAGCGGAGCCGCCGCCGGUUGUGGAACUCACAGACGAAUUUGUGCGGUUGAUUGGACUGCGGCGUCCAUCCGCAGAGGCGCUGGAGCCCGUUUUCGCCGCCCACUGCGAUCAACUUCUCCCUGUUGGUAAUCCAAUAACUAAUAAUAAUAAUAAUAGUAAUAGUGACAGUGUGGGUAAUAGUGGUCGGGGGAGAAGUUUGAUUUCCACACGUUUGGCCCCCCGUGCGGUGGUGUUGACACGCAAUGGAUCUUUGUUUCUAUUAAAACAACGCAGUGGACGGGCGGGUGUUAUUGUGGAGAGACUCGAGUUCGGCGCCUACGCCCCACAACUCAAAGAGAAGAAGAAUAAGAAUAAAAAGAGCCAUACUAACAAUAAUAAUAAUAAUAAUAAUAAUAAUAAUAAUAAUAAUAAUAAUAAUAAUAAUAUGUGGGGAAGAUCUUUUCGUAGAGGUGAAGAAGAAAAAGAAGAAGAAGGUCAAUCACGUUCUGCUGAGUGGCUAACAUCUUCUAAGGAGUUCCCUCCAGUACGUGUGGAGAUCACUGUAGAUGAGAAGGCAUUACCAAAUGGAAUGCAGGCAAUGUGUAUUACAGGAAUGACUCGGCAGAGACGUAAACGAUCUCAACAAGGAACUAAUGAUAUCAUCAGAGGAAUAAAGUCAACAUUAGAAACUGGAAUAUCAACAGAUUCUAAAGGAAAGAAUGAAAGACGUUUGAAUGUACCUCUUCCAUCAUCAUCAGCGUUGGUUUCUCCUCUUCGCUCUCACUAUAACCCCAGUGCUGGGCGAGUAGAAGAAGAAGAACAGCAGAAUAAUGAUAAUGAUAAUGAGAUGCGGGUGAGAGUUGUGAUUGCCCUUCAGUUUAGCGCUGAUCGUAUUUUAUUAGCAAGUGUAUUGGCAUUACGGAUUAAACAAAUUGCAGCACACUAUGAACGUUUAAAGAUGUUAACAUUUAGUGUACGUCCAUGCAGUACAUCAUUCUAUUUAGCACGACAGUACAUGACACUAUGUGCAAUAACUUCUAAUUCUAAUUCUACUAUGAAUAAUAAUAAUAAUAAUAAUAAUAAUAAUAAUAAUAAUAAUAAUAAUAAUAAUAGUGGUUUAUUAUAUACACACAUAGUGGGGAAUAGCAAGAGUGAGAGAAUGAUGGGUUGGUUUAACAAGAUGUUAACAUCUCAUAUCACUAUAAAGGAUGUUGUGAUGAAAGGCAUGGAUGAACCCGCUAUUCUCUCACGCCAUAAGUCUAAAGGUCUAACAGCAUGGAAUGACUAUGAAGAUAAUAGUCAAACCUCUUCUUCUUCUUUAUCAUCAUUAUCAUUAUCAUUAUCAUCAUCUACUUAUUCUUCUUCUUCUUCUUUCUCUUCAUCGUUGCCUUCAUCCAUGUAUACAACAGAUGUGGAGGCGGAACGUGAAGUGGAGUUGAGAAAUCGACAACAACGCCAACAACAACAGGCGGAGUUUUACACACAAACAACAUUAGAAGAAACAGACAACUUUACUAAAUCUCUGGAGGAGUUGUUGGAUGAUAUUGGACGUGUGGAAGAACUGCUGAGAACACAACGGGCCCAUCGAGUACAGACACUGUUGUGA
Molecule: messenger RNA, 1620 nt
Organism: Trypanosoma theileri
Lineage: Eukaryota; Euglenozoa; Kinetoplastea; Trypanosomatida; Trypanosomatidae
Exons: 1
Coding region: 1-1620 (539 amino acids)
Source: RefSeq, a predicted model, not a curated record